CCCUCCCGCCCUCCCUCCCUCCACACACACACUCUCACUCGGGUGGGAGAAAGUGAAGCGGGAAAGUGAAGGAAGGGUGUGAGAAAGCGCAAGCUUCCAGGUGUCUGUGACCCGCGCUUCGGCGGACUCCAUGGAGCUUUAAGGGCUGCCCCUCAAAGCCUUCUCUGCCCCCCCUGCCGUCUCUUUGGUGGCUCUGUCCUUCCUUCCUUUUUUUCUUUUUUUUUGUCUUGUCACCUCGCAGGAGGUUCAGUCGGCUGCCUCUCGUCGGCUGGCUUUCUGGAAGAGGACACCCUCGCAUCCAGCAGCAGCCGCCGCUCCACGCUCACUAUGGAUAUUGCAAAUUGCCCCUUCCGGAAGAAACGGAGGCCGUGGAGCCCGGACCUGACCUCCGUGGCCCUUGUGGCCCUGGUGCUCGCGCUAUGCCAGAGCACCCUGGCGCAGGCAGAACCCGUGGACGUACUGAAGGCCAUGCAGGUUACCACCCUCCCUGAGGGCGUGAAGAAAGUCCCGGGCUUCUGCACGUCCCGCCGCUCCAGCAGCCCCGACCACGCCUACCGCAUCAGCAAGAAGGCCCAGAUCUCAGCCCCCACUAAGCAGCUCUUCUCAGGUCGCUUCCCGGAGAACUUCUCCAUUAUGGCGCUGGUGAAGGCCCACGCCGGUCUCCAGGCUUUCCUGCUCUCAGUCUACAGCGAGCAGGGCGUUCAGCAGCUGGGCGUUGAGCUCGGCCGCUCGCCCGUCUUCCUGUACGAGGAUCAGCACGGCAAGCCGGCCCCCGAGGACUACCCGCUCUUCAAGGGCGUCAACCUGGCUGACGGCAAGUGGCACCGCAUUGCAAUCUCCGUGUCCAAGAAGAACGUGACACUGAUGCUGGACUGCAAGAAGAAGAUGACCCGAGCUUUGCCUCGUAGCAACAACGCCGAGGUGGACACCAACGGCAUCACCGUUUUCGGAGCCCGCCUGCUCGACGAGGAAGUGUUCCAGGGAGACAUCCAGCAGCUUCUGAUCGCCCCCAACGCUCAGGCCGCUUAUGACUUCUGUGAGCACUACAGCCCCGACUGCGACUCCCCCCUGCCUAAGACGCAGGCGCAAGACCCCAACACAUAUAAGAAGGCCACGCCCACCAAAACCGCCGCCAAAGCCAAGCCCACCCCAGCUAAGCCCGCUAAGGGUGGAAGCUUCAAAAUAGUCAAGCCACCCCAUCCCAAUAAAGCUCCUAAAUCUUCCACGGCCAAGCCGACUAAAUCCAAGCCCACCGCCAAACCCACCGCCAAGGCGACCGCCAAGCCCAGCACCACCGCUGUCUUCUUGUCCAAGAUCAAGACCACGUCAGCUGCUCAGGUGAAGACCACGAGCGCCCCGGCGAAGAGCGCCAAAGUGGUUGUUGAGAAGAAGACCAACGGAAAAGCCCUCGUGGGGAAAACCGCGCAAACUUCGGCCGAGGUCAAAGGGAACGGAAAGGUGGUUGUCGAGAAGAAGGUUGGAGGAAAGUCCUCCGCCGAGAAGAAAGCCGCGUCCAAGGCCGUCGAGGUGAAAGAAGUCAAGGUCAAAGUGAACGGAAAAACCGAGAGCAAAGUUAGCGGCGAGGCUAAAGCUACGAGCAGCGGCAAAGUUACUGUGGUAGAAAAAAAAGGGGGCAAAACUGAAACCACUACAAAAACAAAAACUGUUGUCAAAAUAGAGAAGACGACUGUGAGUGCGGCAACGUCCGCAUCCAAAGUAGAAGCUACCAAAACGCCAAAGGCCACAAAAGCAGCCAAGGCGGAGCCGACAAAGGCAUCGAAAACCUCUCAAGUCAAGUCCGAAGUCAAAGUGAAAACGGUGAUCUCCAAAAUCCCCGUGGUCAAACCCACCGUCAGCAAAUCGAUGAAUGCGGUAGUGGAGAAGUCAUCCGUCGUGAAGAAGGUCCUGACCACCGCCGCUCCUGUCCGACCCACUCCCCCGAGACCCACCAAGUCCAAGGCGGUGCUGGACAUGAACAUCAAGUCUCUCCACAAACCUUUCCCGCCUUUUGACAAGACGGCGUUGAGUGGCACCGGAGUUCCGGUCAAGAAAUAUGAGACCGGUUACCAACAGGAUGUAGACACUGAAUAUACCGAGGCUGACAACACCCCCACAGAGACCGAUUAUUUCUAUGAGGAGACGCUGCCAGAGCCCGAGGGUGAGGCGGUCACACAGGAAGAGAACCCCACGCAGCAGUCGCAGGUGGAGGAGACGGCUCUGGCGGGGGAGGAGGAGACGGCUCUGGCGGGGGAGGAGGUGGACUCCAUGGCUUUCAACGGCGUCGAAGAGGACCGCUUCACCGAGGAGUAUGUGACUGGCGACGUGGGCCAGAAGGAAUACGACUAUUCCUAUCGGGAGUACGGCGAGCCCAGGCCCGAGACCCGAGAGGUGGAAGGCCACUUUGGCCACGCCCUGUCCGCUGUGACAGACGAGGCAGGCGCGGCCAUCAGAGGACAGAAGGGUGAGAAAGGAGAGCCCGCCGUGCUCGAACCUGGCAUGCUGAUCGAGGGACCACCUGGAUCUGAAGGCCCUGCUGGACCUACCGGUCCCCCUGGUAGCUCCGGUCCUCCUGGCUCUGUCGGCGAUCCCGGUGAGAGGGGACCUCCCGGUAAGGGCGGUCUGCCCGGUGCCGACGGUGUUCCCGGACCACCCGGAUCCUCCGUUAUGCUGCCUUUCCGCUUCGGCCAGAGUGGAGGAGAUAAGGGUCCCGCCGUGUCUGCUCAGGAAGCCCAAGCUGCCGCCAUUUUGUCUCAGGCCAGGAUGGCUCUGAAAGGACCUCCUGGACCAAUGGGAUUCACCGGACGUCCCGGACCCCUGGGAAAUCCAGGAAGUCACGGUCUAAAAGGAGAAAGUGGAGAUCCUGGUCCUCAGGGACCCAGGGGAACUCAAGGUUUGAUGGGACCACCAGGCAAAGCUGGAAGGAGAGGCCGCGCUGGAGCUGAUGGAGCCCGGGGAAUGCCCGGAGAGACAGGCACUAAGGGUGACCGCGGAUUUGAUGGUCUUCCCGGUUUGCCAGGCGACAAAGGACACAGGGGCGAUACUGGAUCACUGGGACCCCUAGGACCUCAAGGAGAGGACGGCGAAAGGGGCGACGACGGUGAGGUCGGACCCAGAGGUGUCCCCGGCGAAGCUGGACCUCGUGGCUUGCUCGGCCCUAAAGGUCCUCCAGGAAUUCCCGGCCCUCCUGGCGUUCGAGGAAAUGAUGGGCCCGUUGGUCCUAAGGGCAACCUGGGUCCUCAAGGAGAGCCCGGACCUCCAGGUCAGCAGGGGACAUCAGGAACUCAGGGAAUGCCAGGACCUCAGGGACCCAAUGGACCUCCAGGAGAGAAGGGGCCCACGGGAAAACCAGGUCUGCCAGGAAUGCCAGGCGCCGACGGCCCUCCUGGUCACCCAGGAAAAGAGGGACCCACUGGCACCAAAGGAAACCAGGGCCCCAACGGCCCUCAAGGAGCUAUCGGUUAUCCUGGCCCUCGUGGUAUCAAGGGCGAGCAAGGAAUCCGAGGACUGAAGGGUCACAAGGGAGAGAAGGGAGAAGACGGCUUCCCCGGAAUCAAGGGAGACUUUGGUGUCAAAGGAGAGAGGGGUGAGAUCGGCGUGUCAGGCCCCAGAGGAGAAGACGGUCCUGAGGGGCCAAAGGGACGAGUCGGACCCCCCGGUGAGCUCGGUCCCCUCGGUCCUAUCGGAGAGAAGGGAAAACUUGGCGUUCCCGGACUUCCCGGCUACCCCGGAAGACAAGGACCCAAGGGAUCUCUAGGAUCUCCAGGAUUCCCUGGCUCAAAUGGCGAGAAAGGAACAAGGGGUCUGGCAGGAAAAGCAGGCCCAAGAGGACAAAGAGGACCAACAGGUCCCAGAGGACAGCGAGGACCACGAGGCGCCACUGGAAAGCCAGGCGCUAAGGGAACUUCAGGAAGUGACGGCCCCCCUGGUCCACUUGGAGAGAGGGGACUGCCCGGACCUCAAGGAGCCAACGGAUUCCCCGGACCAAAGGGACCUCCUGGACCACCAGGAAAGGAUGGACUGCCCGGACACCCCGGACAGAGAGGCGAAGUUGGUUUCCAAGGAAAGAUGGGUCCACCAGGACCUCCUGGAGUCGUGGGACCUCAGGGUCCAUCUGGAGAGACCGGCCCCUUGGGCGAGCGUGGCCAUCCCGGACCCCCGGGUCCACCUGGAGAGCAGGGACUUUCUGGCCCAUCAGGCAAGGAAGGCACAAAGGGAGACCCGGGCCCCCCAGGAGGUCCAGGUAAAGAUGGACCCCCUGGACUGAGAGGCUUCCCUGGAGAGAGAGGACUGCCUGGUACCCCCGGCGGUGGAGGACUGAAGGGAAGCGAAGGACCUGCUGGACCUCCUGGACCUGCUGGAUCUCCUGGAGAGAGAGGGCCCGCUGGCACUGCCGGACCUGUCGGACCCCCUGGUAGACCAGGCCCACAAGGACCCCCUGGCAACGCUGGAGAGAAAGGUGUUCCUGGUGAGAAAGGCCCAAUCGGCCCUGCCGGUCGGGAUGGAGUUCAAGGUCCAGUGGGUCUUCCGGGCCCUGCUGGAUCCCCAGGAGGACCUGGAGAGGAUGGCGACAAGGGUGAGGUGGGCGAGCCUGGUCAGAAGGGAGCCAAGGGUGGCAAAGGAGAGCAUGGACCUCCUGGUCCACCCGGGCCCAUGGGUCCCGUCGGCCAACCUGGUCCAGCCGGUGCUGAUGGAGAGCUCGGUCCAAGGGGACAACAGGGGCCUUUUGGUGCCAAAGGAGAUGAAGGAUCCCGAGGAUUCCCCGGUGCACCCGGACCCAUCGGACUGCAGGGACUGCCAGGACCACCAGGCGAGAAGGGAGAGAACGGAGACGUUGGACCUCUGGGACCUCCUGGCCCACCAGGACCUCGCGGCCCUGCUGGACCCAACGGUGCUGAUGGCCCUCAAGGUCCUCCUGGAGGUUUGGGUAAUCCUGGACCUAGUGGAGAGAAGGGAGAGCCUGGAGAGGCUGGGCCACCUGGAAUCGGAGGAGAACCAGGAAAGAAGGGUCCUCGAGGCGAGCGCGGAGAGAAGGGAGAGGCCGGACAACCUGGAACGGCUGGCGCCGCUGGAGGACGAGGAAGGCCUGGAGAUGAUGGACCUAAAGGAAACCCUGGCCCAGUUGGCUUCCCCGGUGAUCCUGGUCCCCCCGGUGAGGUCGGACCCAGAGGUCAAGAUGGUGCCAAAGGAGAGCAAGGAGAAAAUGGCGAACAGGGAGAAUCUGGCUCGCCCGGUCCACCCGGAGAGAACGGACCUCCUGGCCCACCAGGAAAGAGAGGUCCUGCUGGAACAAGAGGACCUGAGGGACGGCAAGGAGAGAAGGGAACCAAGGGCGAAACGGGUGCCCUCGGCCCACCAGGAAAGACAGGUCCCGUCGGUCCUCAAGGCCAACCAGGAAAACCAGGAACUGAGGGUCUGCGAGGUCUUCCCGGAUCAGUGGGUGAGCAAGGAUCUCCUGGCCCUGCAGGACCAAAGGGACCACCCGGACCUGUUGGACCUCCGGGUUUGCUUGGUCUGCGUGGAGACCCCGGUGCUAAAGGAGAGAAGGGACAUCCAGGUCUUAUUGGACUUAUCGGACCUCCGGGAGAACAGGGAGAGAAGGGAGACCGAGGUCUACCCGGACCUCAUGGAACUGGCGGACCCAAGGGAGAAACUGGAAUGCCUGGAGGCACCGGACCUCUCGGCCCUGCUGGUCCUCCUGGUCCUCCUGGUCCUCAAGGAGUCAAAGGAGCUAAGGGUGCCUCUGGAGGAUCUGGUCCCAAAGGAGAAAAGGGUGUUCCAGGAGUUCCAGGACUUCCUGGCCCACCUGGUGAGGUCAUCCAGCCGCUCCCCAUCCAGAGGAGUCCCAAGUCCAAGCGCUCCAUCGACGCCAGCCAAAUGGUCCCCGACCUGGAGAUGCCCGCCUCCGACACCGCCGGCGCCGAGUUCUUGAUGCCCAGCGAGGGCAUGGAAGAGAUCUUCGGUUCCCUCAACUCACUACGACAGGAGAUCGAGACCAUGCGCUUCCCGAUGGGAACGCAGGACAGUCCCGCAAGAACCUGCCAGGAUCUCCGCCUCAGCCAGCCUGAGCUCCAAGACGGAGAGUACUGGAUUGACCCCAACCAGGGCUGCUCCAGAGAUUCCUUCAAGAUCUUCUGUAACUUCACCAGCGGUGAGACGUGCCUGUAUCCUAACAAGAACAUCAACAUGGUGAAGAUGGACUCGUGGGAAAAAGAGACUCCAGGUUCCUGGUACAGUGAGUUUGCCACCGGCGGAAAGUUCUCCUACGUGGACUCUGACGGCGAGCCAGUGGGCGUGGUCCAGUUGGGAUUCCUGCGCCUCCUGAGCGUGGUCGCCCGCCAAAACCUGACCUACCACUGCCACCGCUCGGUGGCCUGGGCCGACCAGAGCGCCAAGGACAACCACGAUAGGGCGCUGCACUUCCAGGCCGCUAACGAAGAGGAGCUGAGCUACGAGACCAACCCGUACAUCAAAGCGCUGGUGGACGGAUGUUCUUAUCGCAAAGGCUUCGACAGGACGGUGCUGGAGAUCAACACGCCACAGGUGGAACAUCUUCCUCUGCUGGACAUCAAAGUGUCGGACUUUGGGGAGAGUAACCAACAGUUUGGAUUUGAAGUGGGACCUGUGUGCUUCCAAGGCUAACUCACAUACAUGCAUGCACAUACACACACACGCACUUAGAGACACCUACAUACAAGCCAUUCAUGCUCAAAAAUUUGUAAAUUAACUUGUAAAUGAUAUGUAACACACACACGUAAACACACAUACACACUUACACACAAACACACACAGGGAUGGUGUUGCCCCAGCAACGCAGCAUCCUCCCGACAACUAAUGGACGUAAAAUAAAUAACUAAAAAAAAAAAAGUUCUGAAGAGGUCUCGGAGGGAAGGAUCAUCGAGAGGGAGCGUUUUCUUCCCGGUGACGCAGCAUCAAAAAGGGGGGCCCGGCCCAAAAAAGCCCCCCCCUCCAGGCCGCCCUCCCUCCGCCCGCCCACCUGCCAUCCGCCCCUCCACUCCUCCGUCACACCGCCUUCUCUGCACCCCCGAUGUCUCUCACCUCUUCCACGUGUUAAAGAACCACAGAAUUCCUUUAAAAAAAAAAAAAAAAACUCCAACUUGUUAGCGUGAUUGCAUCUUGGGGGGGUUUCCUUCUACCAACUAAAUGUGGCGUGAUGCCAUCUUCGCUGAAUAAAAAUCUUUGUUUUCCUGAGAGAACGCGUGUGGCAAAAAGUGCUAAUUGUGCCAAAAGUUUGACUCCGUUUUUCUCCUCUUAUCAUGUCAUUGAGCCUCCAGCUGGGCAAAUGUGCAUUACAUUCCAUUUGUACAGACAUAGCGCUAUUCUAUUGUAUUUAUUUAAGAACAAAACAGGGUGCUUUGACAUUAAACAAAAAAAAAAAAAAGGAAAGAAACGGACCACCAAAUAUUCCCGCCGUCACUUGUGGUAUAUUUCAUUUGUAUUUAUUUCUGCCACCGGCCCCUUUUCGGAAGAUUAGACCAAAGAAUCUGCGGCUAUGCCAGAUUGUGUUUCCCCCCUGGACUGUCCUGUGCUGUUCAAUGUUGCUUCCACUCCCAGUGUAAACAUUAAAAGGUGACUAUCUCCACCUCUGUUGCCGCUGCUUUUGACUUUCACGUCUGAACCGUUCACGUUGGUGCGAGAGACCACAGUGGGCAGAAGGUAUUGGUGAGAGGGAGGGAGGGGAAGGGCAGAAGAGUCCCCCCCACCCCACUUGGCCUCCCAGUCUCUGUUAGCGAUAUUGUGGUUUUAUUUUGUUGUUGUUUUGUUUGUUAAAUCUUAUUGCUGUUGAUUUUAAUUUUAAAUAUAUCAGGGAAGUGGGCGGGGAAGGCCACGAAAUCCUUAAACGAAAUAAAAAAAGUCCUUCAGAGAGAAUGACCUCAA
Molecule: messenger RNA, 7896 nt
Organism: Syngnathus acus (greater pipefish)
Lineage: Eukaryota; Metazoa; Chordata; Actinopteri; Syngnathiformes; Syngnathidae
Gene: col11a2
Product: collagen, type XI, alpha 2
Exons: 64
Coding region: 328-6639 (2103 amino acids)
Biological process (GO): collagen fibril organization; sensory perception of sound; cartilage development
Cellular component (GO): collagen trimer
Molecular function (GO): extracellular matrix structural constituent
Source: RefSeq, a predicted model, not a curated record